Molecule: messenger RNA, 1373 nt
Organism: Saccostrea cuccullata (small rock oyster)
Lineage: Eukaryota; Metazoa; Mollusca; Bivalvia; Ostreida; Ostreidae
Product: cilia- and flagella-associated protein 161-like
Exons: 7
Coding region: 56-913 (285 amino acids)
Biological process (GO): cilium assembly
Cellular component (GO): motile cilium
Source: RefSeq, a predicted model, not a curated record
GUUGCCAAGGAAAACAUCCGUGUAGUUCAGAGGUAGUUGUACAGAGCGAACAAAGAUGACAAACGUGAGGACUUACAAUCCUUCUGUUCGUGUAGGCAACUGGAAUGAAGACAUCCAGUUAGAGGAGGACACAUUAAAAGAUUUCCUAGAAAAAAGGGAACAAGGACAGCUCCUUUACCAAAAAAGAACAAAAUUAGAACAAACUAUAUUCAAUAAGAUUGACCUCAGUAUAUCAAGAGAUGGGUGUGUCCACUUUGGGGAUAUUGUAAGUUUGCGAUGUCCAGGAACAAAAGAUCGUACGAAGUAUUUUGCCCACAAAGAACCAAGAGACAGCUGUCAGCUUUGUGUGACACCUGCUAUCAACAAAAUUCUUGAGGCUCAAAAACUUGAAGGACCUUGUCAAGUAUCUGCUUCCAAGGACCUCUGUUCCAAUCUUAGAAGCUCUUUUGUUAUAACAAGUAUUGAUGGAAGCAAACAGAAAGGAGAACCACUGAGAUACGGAGAUUUGUUUUAUCUCUGUACACUCGAUAAAGAGGGUGGAAAUCUGUAUUUAUCAAGCUGCCGCGCCACGCUGGAGAAAUCAGCAGCCAGAUCUCGGAAACAGGAAGUGACGUUUGUCAGUGAGCCGUCCUUUAUGACGGAAUGGAGAAUUCUUCAUUACAAUCCACAGAUGAGGAUGGAGUAUGAAGGCAUCCCUGUCCCCGCCAAUGCUAUUACCUUAAUUAACCACAAAUAUACAAACAAUGAUCUAGCAGUGGAGGAGAAUUUUGUCAUCAGAACUCCAUUUGGAACCCAGGAAUAUGAAGUAUCAUGUCACACAUAUUUAGAUUCGCAUCGAGCAGAACAAGAUGUAAACUACUUUAUGAUCAUGAUGGGGGUACCAGGCGAUGAUGUUUACCCUGUAGUAAGCUAGAGAACUCCCAUAACUAAAAAUAAACCCCAAAAUAUACAGCCAGACAGACAUCAUAAUAAACUUAGAUAUCAUUGUCUGAACUUCCAAGGAUUUUUUUGUUGCAUUUUGCACAAUUUUUAUAUAAAAGCUGCUGUUGUUAUAUUUUUCAGUUGAAUUUCAGCCUAGAAUAUCUGUUGUAUUGAACACAAAUUUAUUAAAGAAAUCAAAAUGUAUGCAUUAAGUUUACAGUAUUACAGAAAUCAGGUUUCUGAAAAUCAAAUCCUUUGAAUACAGCAUUCUUAAUUUAAAAAUAUGCAGAAAACUUUAUGAGAGAUUGAUUUACCUAUCUACAGUAUAAUACUGCAUUUGUUUUAUAUUUUCUAUGCAGUAGCUUUCUCACCAUUUGUAAAUACAUGUAUAAUUGAAUAACAUUUAUAGAUGUAUACAUUGUAUAUAUUUAAUAAAUUAUUUUUUAAAAAUG